AUGCUCAGCUCAAGGGCUCACCAAUUAGCGCUUGACGCGCCAUAUUACCCGACCAAGACCCCCAGUCGAGGUCUGAAACGGGCAGAGAAUGCGGGAGCGAGAACUGUAGGACCCAAGGGCAAGAAUGUGAUGCGCACGCCUUUCGCAGCUGCUAUAGCUCAAGGCAAAAACGGGUUCGCCACAACCGGUAAACCACGCCCAUUCCUCGACAAAACGCCCUUCCCAAACCGGGUCCAACAACAGGCCAACCAAGGGUCAUCCUCCAAAGACGGAUUCGUCAAACUUCCCAAACUCGUACUAGUUGAGACGACUACGCAACAAGAUACCGCCACUCCAGAGUUACAGCGUCCGAGUUCGACGAGGAAGAAUGCCAGGUUGCCCAGGAGCGCGAGCAAGAACUUUGAGACGCCCGCGAAUAAAGGGAAUCAUUGGGAUGUGGGGGACGACUUGUGCUUGGAGUCACCACAAGCUGAGGUGCAGGAGACCAUUCUGGAGGAGGACGAUUUCGAUGAGAUUGAAUACAUGGCUCCAAAUACCUUGGACCUUCCAUACCAACCGCCUUUCGACUUUGACCUACCAGACUACAAGUCUCUAGCUCAAGACUUCCGAAAGGUUGUCUUCUCCAUUCCAUUCGACGACAGAGAGGUCCAGCUACCAGACAUCGACUCCACCCAGCCCAUAUCCGAGUCAUGGAGUCUCAUGGCUCUGAAAGAACUCGACGACGACGAUCCAUUCCGCCAACUUCAGCCAAAGGCCACCGCCCCCAAGGCCGCUGAACCAACAAAGCGAAGCGCGAGCUCACAGGUCCGGCGACCCACCCCCACCGCCUCUACUGGUACCACCGCCAACCCUAAACCAAGGGCGCCCAUAGCACGACCAGCAACAGCGAUGGCAGUGAAACCCAAGCCAACGAACGCGGGUGCCACAAUCGCCAGGCCAGCAUCAGCGUCAGCUCGGCCAAGAGCUGCAAGCUACGGCAAACCACCUCAAGCCCAGCAACCUGCUCGUAGUUUCUCAACAUCCAAUGCUAAGGGGACGACUGGAGCGCCUAAAAUAGGGGCAGCCCAACGGCCCGCAUCUCGUCCUGGCCUAUCGAGAUCGAAUACGCUGACCGCGAAGAAGGAACCCUCCCGCCCUGCAGCGAAGCAAGAUGAGAUGAUCUUCACGAGCCAACCCGAGUCUGUAGAUGAUUUCCUAUUCGACGUAUGA
Coprinopsis cinerea okayama7#130 is the source of this 1209-nucleotide messenger RNA. RefSeq lists its product as hypothetical. The transcript has 4 exons. Lineage: Eukaryota; Fungi; Basidiomycota; Agaricomycetes; Agaricales; Psathyrellaceae. The coding region runs from base 1 to 1209 and encodes 402 amino acids. The record is from RefSeq and is a predicted model, not a curated record.